AUGGCUGGAUUAGAUCAUAUGGGGUCAGAUAUUUAUAGGCAGAUUGACUUGUCAGAGGAGGAGAUAAAUGUAUAUACUAACCAUCAACAUAUAGAAGAUUAUGAUUUCAUUUCGCCAACAUUCCAUAAUGCUGCAAUACACAAGAGAAGUUUAGACUGGUCACCAGCCCAUCCCAAAAUCCACGAGGUAAAAUUCAACGCAUUUGGCGAUGCGUUUCAUUUAAAGCUUGAGAAAAACGUCUGGCUUCAACGUCGAGGAUUGACCGUGGAUAGGAUGGGAGAGGAUGGUGUGAUAGAAAGAGAAAGAUUAGUAAAUGGAGACUGUCAUUAUUAUGGAAAAUUACUAUCUCACAGCGCAGAAUCGUCGGCAUCAAUCAGUACUUGCAAGGGCUUGACGGGUGUUAUAAGCCACGGAAAUUCAGAAUUCUAUAUCAAACCGCUUCAAGAUCACCAUGCAACCCGGAUCAAAAGAGACUCGGAUAACCGGCAUGGCAGUUCGCAUAUCAUUUACAGACGAAGAUUCAGAAGAUUGCAAAAGACAACACCACGAGAAGAGGAACAACCGUCUGAACAAUUUUGCGCAUCGGAGGAUCCGGAGUCGUUGAAUUCGGAGAUCGGCAACCAUACAAGUGUACCAUCGACAAUGAUGUCGUCAAUGGAAGACGUUUACGUUGGUCAGAAGUACUUAGAAUUCAUGGUCAUGAUUGAUAAGAGUAUGGUCGAAUUCCAUGGCGAUGACGCUAUCAACUAUACCAUGACAUUAAUGAAUAUAGUAUCAAGAAGAUUCGCAGAGCCAUCAUUAGGAGUUAGCAUGAGAGUAGCUAUCACAAAGUUUAUCAUCCUAGAUACUGACACUCCUAUGGUUCAAUCUAUCACCGGUCAUAACAUCACUCUAAAUGUUCAAGCUAAUGGACCUCAGUUAUUAGAAGAAUUUUGUCGGUGGCAGGCUGGAUUCAAUCCUAUCAAUGAUGCUCAUCCAGAACAUUGGGACAUCGCUACUCUUAUUACUAGAAAAGAUUUAUUCAAGUUAUCAGGAACCUACCGUGAUACUAACCUACUUGGAAGGGCAUACAUCGGGACUACAUGUCAACGCUCAUUACAAUGUUCAGUAAAUCAAGAUGAUGGCCUUACUACAGGUUCGGUUAUUGCUCAUGAAACAGGACAUAAUUUGAAUCUCCAUCAUGAUCCUGACUAUGGGUGUAAUAACGGACAUCAUGUCAUGUCAUCAGCCAGACCUGUCGGCGUGCAGUCUUUCAAGUGGUCGCUCUGCAGUGCACAGCAAAUAAAAAUCUUUCUUACUAAUCGGCUAUCAUCUUGCCUCAAUGAUGCACCAAGUAUUGACGAUCCAGAAGUAGACUUGUUAGUUGUGGAUGACCUUCCGGGUCAACGAUACAGUCUCCCAGCCCAAUGUCAGUUGGCCUAUGGAGCUAGCUCAACCGUGUGCUCACAAUCUGUAUGUGGAAGUCUAGGAUGCCAGGAAGGUGGUUACUGUCAUUAUUCUGGAAUCAUGAUCAUGGAGGGAACAACCUGUCGUCCUGAUAAGUGGUGUGUAAGCGGUAAGUGUGUGGCAGUCAGCGAUGGACUACCGGGCCCUGUUGACGGUGGUUGGUCGGAAUGGGAACGUCACUUCAGUGAAUGUUCUAGAUCUUGUGGGACAGGGAUUCGAGUAAGAAAGAGAAAAUGCAACAACCCUACCCCCGUGUACGGAGGUCUCGCGUGUCAAGGUGAAGGGCGGGAUGUUCAGCUUUGUAAUAUGAUGUCGUGUCACAACGUAACAUUGGAUGAUUAUAAAAAUGAGCAAUGUGCUGCAACAAACGGCUUAAAAUUCAACAAUCAGUACUAUACAUGGAGAGCCUUCUUAUCAUCGUUGCUCAAAGGUAACAAUGUUUGCAAGCUUCAAUGUAUAUCAAAUGCAAACUUCUACGCCCUCCGUGAGCCAGGGAUGUAUGCAGACGGUACACUAUGCUGGCAUCAUGAAAUUGGAGAUCAAAGACUAACAAAAGCCUGUGUCGACGGAAUUUGCAAGGAGUUUGGCUGUGAUGGAGUGAUGGGCUCUGGGCGUAUCAAAGAUGUAUGUAGUAAAUGUGAUGGCUCUGGAAGAACGUGUAAGAGACAUAUGGGAAGAAUUAGAAACGUCGGAGCAGUGCAUGAUUUUAAGACAUUUCUUCAAAUUCCAGUGAAUUCGACAGGAAUCAAGAUUACGAAUCAGAAUCUUCGAUACACCCAUAUGUCGGUUGAAGCCGACGGUGAGAUAGUAUUCCGCGGCGAGAUGUUCAUCCCUCCUCUGAGCCAGCGAUACAGCCACAGUGGUAUGGUCAUCAAGUAUCUAGCUGAUGCCUUCCACAACAGAGAGCACAUCUGGGUACUCUCCGGUCCCACCACUGCUGUCUUGGAUGUAUCCGUGAUCUUACUACACAAUCCUAGAUACCUUGGGAGUCGGGUCAAACCGGAUAUUACAUGGGAAUACUACGCUCCUGUUUCUGAAACCGUCUUCUACUAUUGGCAGCAUGAAACUGUCAGUGGGUGCUCAGUGACGUGCGGAGGAGGGAUCAAAAGCAGACGAGUCUUUUGUGUUGAGAAUAUUGGAGGUGUAGCAGCCGAAGUCAGUGAUUUAUUUUGUGACCCAUCUAAGAGGCCCUCAGAGCAUCGUAGCUGCUCCAAUCAACCCUGCCCAGUACCUAUAUGGGUUGUUGGACAAUGGAGUCUAUGCUCAGCGACAUGUGACGUGGGAAGGAGAAAACGUGCGAUGGCGUGCCUUCUGAAUACAACGGGGGAACCAGUGCCUGGAUUGUGCGAUCCGAACCUCCAACCUGCAACCGAAGAACAGUGUGUUGAGGCACCCUGCCCCAGACCUACAUUGGAUGAUAAUGUUGAUAUCAGAUGCAAUGGUAUGACGAGAAGAAAGAAUGGAUACAUUGAUCAGAUAAGCAGAUCUACUGGUGGUGACUCGUGUACUGCUGUGAUUGUAGCUCCUGUUCAUAAAGAUCUUAUUUUCACCAUUAAACAGAUGUAUAUAGACUGUGAUGCAGGUGAAUCAUUAGAAAUAAGAAUAGGGGAGGAAAGAAGGAGAUUUUGUGGUAAACAACACCAAGUCACUAUGAAAACAGAGAGUAAUGUGAUAGCGAUAGAACAUAAAACACAUAAACAAGGACAUGGAUAUCAACUUCUUUAUCAUUCAAGAAAGAGUCGACAUAAAAAUGACUGUGAUCAACUAAUAACAGAUAGAAAGACUAUCGUUACGAGUCCAGAGUGGCCUUCUAAGUACCCAAGUAAUAUGAAUUGUACCUAUCGGUUUAUAGGGGAUCCCGGUAAGAGGAUUACACUCAGGGUUAAAGUAUUCAAACUUCAAGGAAAGGAACCAAGAUGUAAACAUGAUAAAUUAGAGAUGUUGGAUCUAUUAACGGGUGAGAAGGUAGCACGAUGUGGAUCAUCGCCUUCCAAAUACAGCCUGCGAUUGUCGGGAUACGAUGGAUUAAUGCGAUUUAUUUCAGACGAAACUGUACAGCUGGCUGGAUUCAAAAUAAUCGUAUAUAUCAAAUAAAAUCAGGUUAAACCAAAUUAUUGAUUCACUCGAUGUAUAUGCCAUACAUCCUCACAGUAGAACAAAUGUUUUAUUCUGUUUUUGUGAAAAUCCUCGAAAACCCCCUCUAAAUUUAGACUUGUAAGAUUAACAGGGAAUCUGUAUUAUGGUUGUCACAUAUUAACAUGAUUAAUGUUUUAGCCAGCGUACGCCAACGUAUAGGCUAUGGCGAGCCGUUUUCUUAAUCUUGGUUCUUGAUGUCAAGAAUUGCUUUUGUUCACGACUCAAAAUAAUUUAAUCAUAUGAAUAAUUUGAAAUUCUUGAUAUUUCAUGUUAUUGAUAAAAUACUUUUCUAUGAAGAAAUGUAAUUUAAGGGAAAAAUACUUCCUACCUUCGUCGACAUAUGCUCAUUUGCUGUCUAAAACAUCCAGUUGGGACCGCCCCCAAAUUCUACUAGCCAGUAGAAACGAUCCCGCAAGGUAUUUUGGGUAAUUACAUUCAGGUUAAGAUUAAGAUUCAUAGUGAUCAAUAUCGAACCAACUAUAUAUUUCUUAAUGGUAGCCGUAAAAUAUUCGAUCGGUUCAUAAUUUUGAUGAUAUAUGUUGCUCCAAUGAAAAAGUUCAUAUUGAUUAAGGUUUUCCCGCUCAAUUUGAAGUUCUAUCAUUCAAUUUUAAUAUUGCACAGAGCGAAUUCAAGAAAGCUUUUAUCAAUAGGGUCAUUCAACUUUUCAUUAUUUGUCAUUCUUGUGAGCAUUUUAUUAACUUUUUUGUCGGACAACUUUUCUGGAUUUUGAUUGGCCAAGAAGCACAGUCCCUAUGGUAACUGUCGGAUAAAACAGGUUUUUUGAGCAAAAAUGAUCCCAGAUGUAGAUAGAAAUUACCCUACAUACUGUUAGGAAAAUCUGCUCAUUGGUAAUUUUUCAUUCAUUUUCGUAUAAUCAUAACUGGUUUUAAACUGAAGCGCAUCUAUAUAAACCUAUUUACCUCAGCUUAAACUCGAGCUGCCAUUUAAUUCAAUCGAUCAGUGUAUUCAAAGAAUAAUAAUGCUAUGUACCCAUUCACCUCACAUGGGUCGAGUGCAGCAAUAGAGAAAUUUACCUGAAAAGUGAUAUUGAUUGAGACUUUUUUUUAAAGUUAAAUGUUAAAAACUUUUUUUUUCAUACAGAAAGUUCAUCAUACUCAAUAACAUGCUAUAAUGAAAUAAUUUGCAAGAGAUGUGGCCUGCUCGUAAGGGCGAUCCGAGGAAAUUUGGAGGGGUCGGUAAUUUUCCGUUACAAAUUCAUGGUGCGUGCCGGCCCGUUUUAUCAAACAGUCAUGGUUGCACGCAGGGGGGGGGGGAGAAACGUGUACAUUUUUUUAAGAAACUCAAGAGCGAGGGAGCGAAGCGACUGAGCUUGUCAUGGGUUUGCCUUUGCAUUUUCGUAAGCGAAAUUGAAGAGUUUGUGCACACUUUUGGUAAAUUUAGUGAAAAUUUUUAAUAAAAAUAUGUUAGUUUUCAAAGUUUCGGGGGGGGGCUGCGUAUGGCCAUACAAACAGUGCAUCAAAUUUAGUAGCAAUGCAGGCAUAUCGAGUAUCCACAUUAUCACGCCAAUACACAUGGAAAAUGUCUUAUAUGCUUUUCACACUGUAUUUCCUUAACCCCAACUAUCCUUAACCCCGGACUAUCUUUUUUUUGCUCUCACUGUCUUUCUUAACCCCAUACUAUAUGCUUAGCCGGGGUUAACGGCUUAACCCUGGAAUAUCACACAGCUCAUGAAUAUUGAUUAUUUUACCAUACAGAGUGCGAAUAACGUGCAAUUCGACUUCUGUGAUUGGCUAAUGCUAUUGCCCCACUUAUCCUAGCCCAGUUUCGUUUCACACUGCAAUUGUGCUAGCACCACAAUAAGUUGGCUAACCCUGUUUUGGGGCAGGGCCAGAUAGUACCGUACUGUUUACCGUGCUAGCCCACUUUGCUAAAACGUAGUGUGAAAACAAAGUUGGCUGAGCUUAACCCCGGGAAAUUGGUGGGGCUAAGAUCUCCCCUUAGCCUCAACAAUUUCCCAGGGUUAAAGAAAAAAAGUGCAGUGUGAAAAGCAUAUAUUAUUAGAGUAACAACCCUAUUGUGCAAAUUUCAUACUUUGUCAUUUAUCAAUAUCACUUUUCCCGUGCGACUUGAAAACGGCACGUACGUUAAAACAGUUUUAUUCUAUUUCAGAUGUUUUUGUUUGAUAUAUAUUUAUUGUUUCAAGCUGAUGUUACUUGCUUUCAGAACGAUUAAAGUUUAUUUUUUCUGA
Molecule: messenger RNA, 5791 nt
Organism: Lytechinus pictus (painted urchin)
Lineage: Eukaryota; Metazoa; Echinodermata; Echinoidea; Temnopleuroida; Toxopneustidae
Product: A disintegrin and metalloproteinase with thrombospondin motifs 16-like
Exons: 24
Coding region: 1-3540 (1179 amino acids)
Biological process (GO): proteolysis; extracellular matrix organization
Cellular component (GO): extracellular matrix
Molecular function (GO): metalloendopeptidase activity
Source: RefSeq, a predicted model, not a curated record